GAUCGCUCCUGUAGAAAAUUUAUAUACGUCUUUCGUGUUUUGAGUUACAAUAAGUUUCCAGUCGAGGUUUUAAUUGGCAAGCAUGUCUUCUGAAUUUACAAAUAAGAGAUUCAAAAGAGGCCAAGCGGAUGUUUGGUCGACCCGUGAGAAGUUGUCGCUUGCAAGUGCUGUCAUGAGGAGUGGUGACCAGAACUGGGUGUCUGUGAGUCGAAGCAUUCGACCUUUCUUGGAGCCUGGCAGAUGCAGCGAUUGGUUCUCUCAGAUAAAUUGUGCCAGGCAGUAUGAAGAACUGUUGGAUAAAGUUGAAACACCAAAGAGGAAGAGAGGCGAGAAAGAUGUGGAGAGGCCUGGAGACGUCAUCGUGAAGAAGUUGACAGCAGAGAGGAUCGAAGAGCUGAAGGUCCUCAUUCAGCAGCAGGCCGAAAAAUACAGGACUCUGAAGAACGAGUUGGAAAAAAUUAAAUCUGGCCAACUGCAGGAUCAAAUAAAGGAAAUAUGGUCUAAAUUAUCUCAAGAAAAAACCAACAAGCAAUUACCUGUAGAAGAAGACUCAGUUUUUCCACCAUACCUUGAACUGUCUGAGAUGAGUUGGCUUCGACAAGGGCUGUUAUUUCUUUAUCCUGGUUUACUGUGUUUCGACAAAUUCGCGGAUGCCAUGGAAGAGGAUUUCGAUGCAGAAGAUGAACGAGAUAUCAGUAAAGCUGAUUUUGAAGAAAAUAAUGAUUCCAAUUUGACCUCCGAUGAAAAAAUUCUUGGCAAAAAUGAAAUUGUAGAUGAAUCUUAUCUGAAUAUUACUGAUAACCACUUUGUGACAAUUGAGAACAACGACAGCGAAGACAUAUUGAUAUCAACUGAGGAGAUUAUUGAAGAUGUCGAAGUCGAUGUACAUGUCUGCAAAAAUGAAGUCACAGAUAAUCUAGGUAGUCAGAACAAUAAUGAUAAUCCCCCCAAUGAUGUUGAAGAUGGUGGUGAUGAUAUAAAAGCUGCUGAAAAGAUUAAUGAAAACGACAAAACCGAUGAUGACAACGAUAACAUGAAAUGUAACGCUACCACUGAUUACACUCAGGAUAAUUGCACAGAUACCAAAAAUGUUAUCAGCAGUGAUGUUGAUAUGAAGGAUGAUGUCGACAUUAAUAACCUAAAAACAACAAAUUCGAAUGAAAUCGAGAAAGAGAUUGUAGAAUGUAACGAUUUCAGCAAUGAGAUUGAAGUAGCUGAAAGGAGUCUCAUGGAAGCUGUAGAGAACGUGAGCAGUGCCGACGACGAGAAUUCAGUUAAAUACGGCAAACAAUCAUAUUCCGAUGAAAUCGACACGAAAACCAACGCCGAUGACGACAAAUCUGAAAACAAUAAUUUAAAAUGUUCUGUCUCAAAUAUUAAGGAAGAGAGUGCUGAGCUGAAAGAAAUAAACGCCAGCACGACGCCUGAUGAGACAAAACUGCUAACUUCCUUGAAGUUGGCGGAUUCGGAAGGAGACGAGGGCUGCACGGAACCAUCAUCGCCUUCAAGCAGCAUUUCCAACAGCGGAGAUGCUGCUCUGUCAUCAAAGCACACCAACAGCAAUCUCUCAGCUAAAAGUUUAAAGAAAGAAAGAAAGUAUGAAUGCAAUACGAAGAAAGCCCUUACUGAUAAAGAGGAUCUUGCAACAGUAACCACAGCUACUACAGCAACUACAUUCCCGGCUAUUAAAGAGGAUUUAGAAUAUAUUAAAGAAUCGGAAGUUAGUAGCAGCAAGGCGGACACAACUGACGAUGAAGAGGAAGACGACGAUGACAUCAAAAAUGAUCAUUCUUUGAAAUUGUCAGCAGCCUCAGCCACAUUAAAACCAAAGUUCGCUGAACUGAACGAAUCCCUACCUAACAGUCCUGCAUCUUUUUGCAAUAGUGACACAGAAGAUGAGAGGACGCACAAAGUUUGGAAAAAGUCUAUCAUGCUUGUUUGGAGAGGAAUAUCCAAUCACAAGUUUGCCAAUAUUUUCAUGCAUCCGGUCACUGAAGACAUUGCACCUGGAUAUCACACCACAAUUUUCAAACCAAUGGAUUUGAAUACAAUCCGCAAGAAUAUAGACAUUGGGGUGAUCAGAACGACCAGUGAAUUUCAACGUGACAUGAUGCUGAUGUUCACCAAUGCUAUAAUGUAUAAUCACUCCUCUCAUGACGUUCACAAAAUGGCUUUGGAAAUGUAUAAAGAUUCGAUGGCGCAGAUUGAACAAUUUGUCAGCACCCAGAUGAUGGUAAGUACUGAACCGAAACUUUUACGGACAUUAAGAAGAUCAGAUGUUGCAGCAAGUGACAAGGAGGACGAAACGAAAAAGAAAAGAACAGCUGAUGAAGCCAACACGCCGAGCAUCACGAAAAAAAGAAAGUGAAGAACUGUAUAUCUAAUCUUAUCAAUUUAACUACAUUCUACAAAAAUUUUUUAUUGUUACAAAAUUAAAAUUUUAUCAUUAAUAAAUUCGACAAUUAAACUGUAAAUAAAUCAAUCCGUACUGAAAAAAAACAUUCAUAUUGCAAGAGCGUCUCCUUGGA
Messenger RNA from Helobdella robusta, 2528 nucleotides. RefSeq lists its product as hypothetical. The record is from RefSeq and is a predicted model, not a curated record. Gene Ontology annotation, cellular component: NuA4 histone acetyltransferase complex. NCBI's taxonomy places the organism in Eukaryota, Metazoa, Annelida, Clitellata, Rhynchobdellida, Glossiphoniidae. The transcript is spliced from 18 exons. Gene Ontology annotation, molecular function: protein binding. The coding region runs from base 83 to 2368 and encodes 761 amino acids.